This is a messenger RNA of Loa loa (African eye worm), 744 nucleotides long. RefSeq lists its product as hypothetical. Bases 1 to 744 code for a protein of 247 amino acids. NCBI's taxonomy places the organism in Eukaryota, Metazoa, Nematoda, Chromadorea, Rhabditida, Onchocercidae. The record is from RefSeq and is a predicted model, not a curated record. The transcript is spliced from 4 exons. Gene Ontology annotation, biological process: mRNA 3'-end processing by stem-loop binding and cleavage. Gene Ontology annotation, cellular component: mRNA cleavage and polyadenylation specificity factor complex. Gene Ontology annotation, molecular function: RNA endonuclease activity; 5'-3' exonuclease activity; RNA binding.
AUGGAUACUGAUGGCAUUGACGAUUUCUCGGACAGUCUUGUCAUCACGCCACUAGGAUCUGGACAGGAAGUUGGUCGAUCGUGUCAUUAUUUAACUUUCAAAGGAAAGAAAAUACUGCUAGAUUGUGGCAUACAUCCGGGAAUGAGCGGUGUGGAUGCACUUCCAUUUGUUGAUUUUGUGGAUUGCGAGGAACUCGACCUACUACUGGUGACACAUUUUCACCUUGAUCAUUGUGGUGCCUUACCAUGGUUGCUGGAAAAAACGGCAUUUCGUGGUCGGUGUUUCAUGACACAUGCAACAAAAGCUAUUUAUCGUAUGUCGAUUGGUGACUAUCUCAAGGUUUCGAAGUACGGUGGUUCAAGUGAUAAUCGAAUGCUUUAUAACGAAGAGGACCUAGAAAAAAGCAUGGAAAAAAUUGAGGUAAUUGAUUUUCACGAGCAGAAAGAGGUGAAUGGUAUCAAAUUUUGGUGUCAUGUUGCGGGCCAUGUUUUGGGUGCCUGUAUGUUCAUGAUCGAAAUUGCUGGUGUUAGGAUAUUGUACACGGGAGAUUUUUCAAGACUCGAAGAUCGUCAUUUGUGUGCUGCUGAAUUGCCCACUGUAUCACCGGAUGUUUUGAUUUGUGAAUCAACUUAUGGGACGCAAGUUCAUGAGAGUCGAGAUGAAAGGGAAAAAGGUUCAAAUUUUAGAAUAUGCAUCGAGGUUGAAGUUCAGGAUGUAAUCUUAGUUAUGGAUCUAAAAUCAUAA